Molecule: messenger RNA, 1927 nt
Organism: Notothenia coriiceps (black rockcod)
Lineage: Eukaryota; Metazoa; Chordata; Actinopteri; Perciformes; Nototheniidae
Gene: tcerg1b
Product: transcription elongation regulator 1b (CA150)
Exons: 7
Coding region: 326-1342 (338 amino acids)
Cellular component (GO): nucleus
Molecular function (GO): transcription coregulator activity; RNA polymerase binding
Source: RefSeq, a predicted model, not a curated record
CUUUUUAAGUGGGAGAACUUGCACAAUUGGUGGCUGACUAAAUACUUUUUUGCCCCACUGUAUAUAACUUUUAAACAGUAGCUAAACCAUUUCCGCUAUUUGGUGAAUGCCAGCAAUAUUUCACAUCCUGAUAUAUUAUUAGUAGUUAAUAAUAAUUUGAUAUUUUGUUGUGAAGAGAUUAUUUAAAGAAAUAAUUGUAACUGUUAUUUAAACUGUUCACACAAGUUGACACUGAUUUAUUUGAUUUUCCUAUCUUUACAGAACAACGUUUAGUGAAUUUGCAGUAAAGCACGGCCGGGACCCGCGGUUUAAGACCAUAGAGAAGAUGAAGGACAGGGAGGCCAUCUUCGUCGAGUUCAUCACUGCUCUGAGGAAGAGAGAGAAAGAGGACUCCAAGUCCAGAGGAGAGAAGGUGAAGCUGGACUUCUUCGAUCUCCUAAGUGAGCAGCACAUAGAGGGAGGCCAGCGGUGGAGCAAAUUAAAAGAGAGGCUCGAAACUGACCCACGAUACAAGGGUGUGGAGAGCUCUGCACUCAGAGAAGAACUGUUCAAACAGUACAUGGACAAACAAGCCAAGUGCGUGGACGUGGAUAAGGAGCGAGAGUUGGAGCGGCAGGCUCGUAUCGAGGUCAGCCUCAGAGAGAGGGAGCGGGAGGUGCAGAAAGCUCGCUCAGAGCAGACCAAAGAGAUCGACCGGGAGAGGGAGCAGCACAAGAGGGAGGAGGCCAUCCAGCAUUUCAAAGCGCUCAUGUCUGAUAUGGUACGGUCUUCAGAUGCAGCAUGGUCAGACACACGUCGGAAUCUACGGAAAGACCAUCGCUGGGAGUCGGCGUCACUGCUGGAGCGAGAGGAGAAGGAGAAGCUGUUUAACGAACACGUAGAAGCACUGGCCAAGAAAAAGAAAGAACAUUUCCGGCAGCUACUCGAUGAGACCAGCAUGGUGAGGAGUAAAAAGAUCACACUGACAACCACAUGGAAGGAGGUGAAGAAGAUUAUCAAGGAGGACCCUCGCUGUAUUAAAUUCUCCUCCAGUGACAGAAAGAGACAGCGGGAGUUUGAAGACUACAUCAAAGACAAGUACAUCACAGCCAAAGCUGACUUCAGAACUCUGCUGAAGGAGACAAAGUUCAUCACAUACAGGUCGAGAAAGCUGAUCCAGGAGUCAGAGCAGCACCUGAAGGAUGUGGAGAAGGUUCUUCAGAACGAUAAGCGGUACCUCGUUCUGGAGUGUGUACCCGAGGAGCGCAGGAAACUCGUCAUGUUCUACAUCGAAGACCUGGACCGCCGUGGCCCGCCUCCUCCCCCUACUGCCUCUGAGCCCACCCGACGCUCCACCAAGUGACCAAUCACAUCAUCUUCUUGGCCGGGUCCUAUUCCUCCUCGCCUUCCCUUUGGCCAGAGCAUGAUCUCCCCUGAACUCCCCCCUGAUCUCCCCGCCCUUCAGGCCCACGGCUGGCCUCACAGUGUUAUGGCUGGGGCUCAUGUCGCUUGGAGAUGUACCAUAGAGAUGAACGGUUAAGGUCUCUGUGUAAUGUCACCUCUUAGCCCUGAAAUUGCCCUGCAGCUAAGGCAGGAAACUGAGGUCACCUGAUCUGAUGGUGACCCUUGAGCCCUCGUCUCUGGCUGACCACAUUAGAGGGAGAGGAAUACUGAUAAGGCUGCUGCACAAGCAGCCACAGAGAGGUGUAAGAUAACGGAUGUAAAGGAAAAUUAGUGAGAAUGAGUGAGUGUGCGCGUCUGUGUGGUGUGUGCAUGAGUGCGUGUGUGUGCAUGUGACUGAGGCGUCCUUAAGCCUUACUGCUCCACUUUGCCAGUCAUUGUUUCAGCAGCUCAGUGUGAAUGUUAGUUUCUGCUCAGUGGUUUACUCCGAUGUUGCAGCAAUUUCUCUGUUGAAUGAAAUAAAGGCAACUUCCACUGUUUUUUUCAA